GCGAGAUUUGACGAGAAGAGACAUGUCGGAUCGAGACAGGGCGAACAACAACAACCGAAAAAUACCGAAGUCCGAAAGGGCCGCACUUUUCUUACGAAAAAUCCACCAAACUUGCGCCGCAUCUACAGAAAAGUGACAGAAAAUACGACGGCGAGGACACUGACGGCGUUUUUCCCGGCUAUGGAGGAGAAUAAAGAGGGGAGCGGGAGCGGGAGCGACGCGGCGGAAGUUUCCGUGCUAGCCGAGCAGGGCCCGAUCGGCCUUGCCGAGGCCGAGGAGCUCCCGAGCGGCGACGAUUCCGCCUUUAGCGAGGCGGGCGACCCUCAUCCCGUGGCGGUGUCCACCGUGAUCCCGACUACCUGCACGCCAGUCACCGUCACCUCCGUCUCAGAGCAGGCCAUAUCACAAGUAUUCCAUGGCACGACACCCACCCUCCUCACCACAGAAGCCUUGCACGAUGGACAGAAGACAACCUUCAUCGUUGUACAAGACUCCAGUUUGGACUCCGGGCUUAAAACCCCCGCUACACCCCUCACCCCAGCUACCCCUGCUACACCUUCAGAUGGCAGACCAAGCUCCUUUUUCAGAUACACCUGGGACGACACCAUCAACCUCCCAGUCUUACCUGUCAGAUGUCGCAACACCAGCGGGGAGCUGUACAAGUCCAAGCUGGGAUCAGGUGGCCGAGGCAAGUGCAUUAAAGUGGGUGAUGUCUGGUACACACCGAGCGAGUUCGAAGCCUUAUCCGGCCGCGCUAGCAGCAAGGACUGGAAACGGAGUAUCCGAUACGGCGGGCGAACGCUGCACACCCUGAUCGAGGAGGGCGUCCUGACCCCCCACGCCACGUCCUGUACCUGUGCAGCCUGCUGUGAUGAUGAAAGUGUGGUGAGUGACUCUGGCCCUGUGCGACUGUUUGUGCCGUACAAGAGAAGAAAACGAGACUCCACGAGUGAACCGCUCACACCCACAAAAAAGGUUCCCCGUGGGUCCCUGUCCAAACCUCCCACCCUACAGCCUUCCAACCUAGCCAAGGAUGGCACAGUGACGAUCACCACCACCCCUACAGGCACAGUGAUCACCCAGCGCGGCUCAGUCAGCCUGGACGUGGGUGGAUCUGGAGACACGGUCAACACUCCCACCUUCGAGUCGCCCGUCAAGUGGGGCACCGCAAACUUCGAGACUUCUCCGUCUUCUGGAGAGAACCACACCCUGGUGAUCACCCCCAUCCCCCCUCCCACCCCCAAGUCUGCCACUCCCACACUCACUAGUGUGGACGUCAUGGAGCAGAAACAGUGGUGGCAUCUCGAGGAGAUGGUGGGCAGUAUCAUCCAGCAGGCGCAGCAGCUGAAGAACAUGAUAGAACAGGCCAAGCAGCAGUGUCAGGCAGCUAAGGAGUCUGCCCUCGCUCAGGCCAGAAUACAGGCAGAGACGGAGAAAAAAGAGGUUUUAUCCCAGGCGAGAGUGGAGGCACAGAUCCAGUUGGAGAGAGCGUUGAUGGAGUCUCGAGCAGAGAAAGACAGCGCAGUGGCUCAGGCGAUCGCUCAGGCACGGGCUGACAAGCUGGAGGCUGUAGCUGAAGCCAAGCAGGGGCAUCUCAUCAAGGAGUUUGGUACCCUACAGAAUGAGACGAUAACAGUACGAGUUGUGGAUGAGAACAGUAUAAACGAGUCUGAAGAAACGUCAGGCGAACAGGGGACAGAAGCAGACAAGGACUAGCAGGAAACUAGGUAAUGGUGGACAAUAGCAGCUUGAAGCAAUGUCUCCGAUGGGUAGAGUACAGAGCACCUUAACUGGACAACCAAGAGGAAAACUUUACUGGUCAGGUUCACGGUUGGAAACUUGGAUAAGUGUGACAAUAGAUCAAGAGACGCUCAUGUACUGAAGGACUGGAAUAUAUAACUGU
Molecule: messenger RNA, 1903 nt
Organism: Branchiostoma belcheri (Belcher's lancelet)
Lineage: Eukaryota; Metazoa; Chordata; Leptocardii; Amphioxiformes; Branchiostomatidae
Product: deformed epidermal autoregulatory factor 1 homolog
Exons: 11
Coding region: 181-1716 (511 amino acids)
Biological process (GO): positive regulation of transcription by RNA polymerase II
Molecular function (GO): DNA-binding transcription activator activity, RNA polymerase II-specific; RNA polymerase II cis-regulatory region sequence-specific DNA binding
Source: RefSeq, a predicted model, not a curated record